Monascus purpureus is the source of this 1202-nucleotide messenger RNA. The record is from the annotation of a GenBank genome assembly. NCBI's taxonomy places the organism in Eukaryota, Fungi, Ascomycota, Eurotiomycetes, Eurotiales, Aspergillaceae.
AGGAUAAGGCAUCGCAUUUUACCGGUCAGACCAUGCGGAAUCCGGCGGGAUGCUGAAAAGUCAGUUUCGCGCAUGUGUAGAUAAAGCGGUGGCGCCCAGUUCACCAGGAGGUCUUCUUCAUCGUCUUUCGAGAAUGCCUCGAGGCUGUCAUCAUCGUCUCUGUUCUUCUCUCCUUCCUCAAGCAGUGUCUCGGCCAGCCCCAUCAGGAUCAAAAGAUAUACAAACGCCUCGUGCGACAGGUCUGGGUGGGCUCCAUCGGCGGCAUCGUGAUAUGUUUCAUCAUCGGCGGGGCCUUCAUCGGAGUCUUCUACGGACUGGGCCAUGAUAUCUGGUCGGAGUCCGAGGAUCUCUGGGAAGGCAUCUUCUACCUCAUCGCGGCCAUCAUCAUCACCGUCAUGGGCCUUGCGCUGCUGCGCAUCAACAAGACGAAGCAGAAGUGGCGCGUCAAGAUCGCCAAGGCCCUGUCGGAGAAGAGCAAGAACACCGGCUGGGCCUGGCUGGGCGACUGGACGCGCCGGUACGCCAUGUUCAUCCUCCCCUUCAUCACGACGCUGCGCGAGGGCGUCGAGGCCGUCGUCUUCGUCGGAGGCGUCUCGCUGGGCUACCCUGCAACGGCGUUUCCCCUGCCGGUCGUGACGGGCAUCAUCGCCGGUCUGACAGUCGGAUACCUCAUCUACCGCGGCGGCAAUGUGAUGUCAAUCCAGAUCUUCCUCAUCGCGUCGACGUGCGUUCUCUACCUCAUCGCCGCGGGCAUGUUCUCCAAGUCCGUGUGGAGCUUGCAGUACCACGUCUUCGCAGCCAAGGUUGGCGGCGACGUGGCCGAGGCAGGCAACGGGCCUGGCUCGUACAACAUCAAGGAGAACGUCUGGCACGUCAACUGCUGCAACGGCGAGACGGACAACGGGUGGGACGUGUUCAACGCGAUCCUGGGCUGGCAGAACAGCGCCACCUACGGCUCCGUCAUCUCGUACAACGCGUACUGGAUCCUCAUCAUGCUCGUCGUCUCGUGGAUGCUGUACGAGGAGCGCACCAACAAGGGUCCGCUGAUCCUGAUUGCCCUGUCCAAGGUGCCGGUGGUGAAGUGGUGGGCGAAGAGAAAGCUGGAGGCUGCGAUGGCCAAGCCGGAGGACAUUGUGAUGCAGAACAUCCACGCUGGCAUGAUGCAGGAGGCGGCGGUCGAGCCGGUCGAGGUGAAGAAGUAG